Molecule: messenger RNA, 2209 nt
Organism: Larimichthys crocea (large yellow croaker)
Lineage: Eukaryota; Metazoa; Chordata; Actinopteri; Sciaenidae
Gene: drc1
Product: dynein regulatory complex subunit 1 homolog (Chlamydomonas)
Exons: 15
Coding region: 118-2178 (686 amino acids)
Biological process (GO): axonemal dynein complex assembly; cilium-dependent cell motility; regulation of cilium movement
Cellular component (GO): axonemal dynein complex; axoneme
Source: RefSeq, a predicted model, not a curated record
AAGCAGCACUCAUCAGCGGCUCUGUCGCCAUGGUAACGGUUAACCAAACCAAACGCAGACCUGCUGUUUGCUCAUUUAUCUUCACCACGACAUAAUCUGACACAAUAAUCCACAGAUAUGGAGGAACACGAUGAGGAUCCAGGAGAGGCGUCUGUCACCUCUGUGCUGUCCGAAAAUCAGGAGGCAGAGAGCGGGGUCUCCACACAGGAGGUUAAGGAAGACCCCGAAAAGGAGGUCAGUGAGGAGAUCAAGGAGGAGAAGGACAAGGAAAGUGAAAAGCUGAUCGUUCCUCAGAGGCUGAUCAACCUUCAGAGAGAUUUGAGCGCGUUAGUGACAAACAUCCAAACUGCAGCUGAUGCCAAAGAGUCGACGCGAAGGACAGAGUUGGAGGAAACUCGCAGACUUAGAUUGGAGUGGCUAGAGAAUGAUGCAAGAUCCAGCAAGGAAAAAUUUGAGGAGAUCAGCAAAGGCUGGUCGAUAGAUAAUCAGAAGCUGAUCGCUCAGGAGCUGCAGGAGGUCCUGAACAACCAGCAGAAGUUAUGUUCCGCUCUCGUAGAAGACAAGAAAAAACUCAUAAAUGACUUGCAACAGGAGCUGAAGGUUGCAGAUGAUCGUUAUGUGAAGGACUUGAGGAAGCUGGCAGAGGAGCUGGACCUGAUGAUAGAGAGGAUGGAGGGCCAGAUCAAUACCCUGACAAAGGCUUACAGGGAGGAGGUGGUCCAGAUGAAGAGAGUUCAUCAGCAGGAGACUGAACUGAUGUUCACAAAAGACAUGACCAAAUGGGAACAAUCCAGGAAGGAACUUUUGGACAAAGAGCUGGAGAAUGUGAUGGAGUGGAAGAAGAAGGUGGAGGAGUAUGAAGAGAAAAUUCACAAUCUGAGUUUGGAGACUGCCAACAAGUGCAGCAGCAUCGACAUGGAACUGAAUGCACGGUUUCAGGAUGCGGAGAAAAAAGGUCAACACACAAAAGCCACCAACCUGAUCACGCAGCUAAAAAGAAGUAAGACUGACCAUGAGGCAAACAUUCACAAAAUGAAAAUGACCAUGAUGCAGAGCAGGUUCACCAGUGUUAGGAAACGUUUAAAGAAACAAAUGGAGAUGCUUGCCAGUAAGAAUGAACAGUUGAAAAAGAGGGAUCAGGAUAUGACUGAGGAGUACAAACACAACAUCCAGCAGUUUGAGCGCUUAAAAAAGAAAACUAAGCACAUUGUUGCCGCCGAGGCUAGAAAAUUUGAGGAGAUGUGGCUAAUGACUGAAGCGGAGUUGAAGCAACUAGUGGAGAGGGCUUUGCUCAUUGACUCGCUGAUCUAUAAGGAAAACUUUGGUUUAGCCUGGGAGCGACCUCAUAUGGCGUUCAUGGAGAUCUCGGGUCCCAUCCAGACUCAGAAACAGCAGGCCGUCUCCCAGUCGUUUCAAACCGGGCAGGCUUUACAGAGGAAGGUGGACGCUUCAGUCGGGCCUGACACCAAGAGCACGGACGUGGAAAUGUACAAGGACGGGACGGAGGUGCAGAGUGAGAGUGGAUCAGAGGUGGAGGAGGGGGAGUUGUCGAUGGAGACACUGAAGAAAGUGAAAGAGCUGCUGUGUGAUGAGUCGGGCUUCCUAAUGGAGGACAAACUCUGGAAGCUGCUGGCUCCCCUGGAGAAGGACGAACAGACCAUUGUGAAGCUGUGCUCUCUCCUUUGUUCUCUUGGUUUUGAAAGGGACGAUAUGCCCAGAUUGGCUCAUUUCUUAAUAAAGUACAAACAUCAGCAGGCUGAGGAUGUCUCUGUUGAGUCGGGUGACUUCAGUGACAAGGCAGAGGAAGAGGAGACAAACUGUACACCCCAUCAGACCUCUGAGCUCCUUGAUCCUAACCAUGUUUUGCCCGCUCUAAACAGCUUCAUCGAGCAGCUCAGGUCCAGGAAGAGCCCAGCUCUCCAACACGCCAGUUUUCAGCCAGUAGAAGUCCGAGAUUCUUCAAAGGAUGAAGAAUACUGGGAGAGCAUGGGCAACGUAAUCUCUGAGGACAAAAUGAAACUGUGGGACGAUGCAGAGAACUCCAUGAAGGAUUACCUUGAAGUCCUGACAGAGAUCGCUGUGCUCGUCCCGGAGACUCAGAGUCUGGAGCAGCAGAACGCAGAGCUGAGGAUGCUGCUGCAGCAGUCGCUCACCUCGAGUGUAAGAGUGUGUUUGUGAUGUCGCUCCAGAUAUUCACACUCGUGAAGCA